UUAAUUUAUUUUUUAUUUUACCUUUUUCAGGAACCCAUUGAACUGAAAAAACGUUUGGAAGAAGUGCGUCUCUUAGAAUCGAGACGUUCAGCCCGUUUAGCCGAUCAGGAUACAGAUUUUGCACGUUUAGCCGACAUGGGUGGAGACAGACGCAAGCCAUCACACAGUAUUGAGGUGCCAUUAUCAGUCACACAGCAGCACAAUUCACGCAAACGUCCACCUUCGUGUGCAACGACGGAAUGCAAUGGUGGCGAUCAAUACGAUGAAGAGGAAAUGAAUGAAAAUAAUGCGGCCAUGAUUUUGGUUACACUGUCACUUUCUCCAAAGUCACCCAAAAAUGGAGGUAAGUAUUGGUCAUUAAAAGCAGCAGUAGCAGCAGCAGGGGGAAAAACCUCAUACUAUAAAUGGCUUGGUUCCAGUCCCGGUAGUUCAUCGGCCUCAUGGAGUUCGGGAUCUUCAUCGCCGCCCCUAAGUGACGAUGGUCACAAUAUGGGCGUAAUCACAAAUGAUGCCUCGGCCAGUGCCCGAAUACGCACCACAUCUGUCUCAACGUCCGAUGAGGGUAUCGUUGUGGAUUUCAAAGAAGAUGUACCGCGUAAAAAGAGGGCCAAUAAGACAAGAUUUGUUUGUACCUGGAAGGGCUGCACUAUCAGUGAGCAUACAAAGGCAAAAAUUGAACGUCACAUACGUAUUGUCCAUCUUGGCAGCAAAAAGGCUCGACGUGCAGCUGAUCAUGUAGAUAGUGAUAGUCACGACAGUGAUAGUCACGAAGAGGAGUUCUACUACACAGAAGUCGAAGAUGAUGACGAUGACUGCAAAACUCCUAGUCCAACAUCACCCCCAACUCUUAGCCACCGUGACAUGGCUCGUCCACCACAUGAAGAUCCCGAAUACCAAAGACAAUUAGUUGGGAAUUUCAAGCAAGGACGUGUUGCUGCCCAACAGCAACACCUAAACGGCAGGCAAAUACAUCACGCAAAUGGCCAGACAGUUUAUAUUAGCAGUAGCCAACAACAACAAUUACAGAAUAACAAUACCAGUUGUAUACCAACGUCACCGUUGGCCCAUCACAACUAUACGUGGCCACCGGCUACGGCCACAACAGUGAUGACAACAUCGCCCAUUACGAACACCUCAAAUAAUGCUGCCGCAAAUAAUUAUCACAAUCAUCAGCAACACCACCAACCGCAACCGCAGCAACCACAACAAUCAACGACGUCACCACAGCUCAUCAAACAUGCCCGGGCCUCACCACGUCCGUCCCAAACAGCAGCGCCAUAUCCAUCGCCAACAUACGUCCAUCAGCAUCACAACUACAGUAGUCCGGCGCCAGCGAGCCCGAAUAAUGUGACAAAUACUACGCCUAUAGUUCACCACAAUAACAGUGCCAACAGUGUGCUACACCAGUUGUCACAACAGAACGUCACCGUGACGACACAUCACAGCAACAGUCACCAUCACCAUCAAAACAAUCAUCAUCAUCAGCAGCAACAACAACAAAUGGCAACGGUUACAAUUACUCCAAAUUAUACACAGGUGCGAAGCGCAAGGGGCACUAAUGGCGGUCAGGAAACCCACCAAACACAUCAGCUGCAACAGCAGCAACAUCAUCCUCAACAACACACCCUUGCCCAUUCAUCACCACAACACCACCAACAACAGCAGCAGCAACCACAACAUCAUUUGCAACAUUCGCCAACAGCCACUGCCAGCAACAGAAUGGUUGCAUCGAAUAACCCCAAUUGCUCACCGUCGUCCACUGCCACCACGGCGACGGGGCAUGUACACCACCAACAACAUGUUGCUGUGCAACAUGCAAAUCGACAGACGCCCAACUCACCGAAUCGCCGUACCAGGGGCGAAAAUAAGAAAUGUCGCAAAGUCUAUGGCAUGGAGCGCCGCGAUAUGUGGUGCACCCAAUGCAGGUGGAAGAAGGCCUGCAGCCGCUUUGCAGUAGCAGCACCACCACUCACAGCUUCAUUAUCGCCAACAGCACCACCGUUUCCUUCAAUACCGCCAGCAUCAACGGCAUCAUCAUCACCGUCAACCCCAGCUGCCAUACCCUCUUUAGGAACUUCGUCAUCAGUGGUAAACGCCACAAAUUCCCAGGCAACAAUAACAAAAAUGAAUUCCUCAAUAAAAACCCCAACAAAACGUCCGGCUCAAGCCUCCCCCUCCCUGAAACCAUUACCAAGCAAACAAUCAAAGAAAACCAAUGCGGCAUUAGUUCUCCACAAUAACAUCAGCGGUAGCGGUGGCAGUAGCAGCACCAACAGACCGAACGUCACAACAACCGAUGGCAACCUGUGCGGCGCAGUUGCAACAUCUGUCAUUGUCAAGCCUAAGACGAGCGGAAAUAAUAUUUUUAAAUCGAACACGAUUGGUGAUAAUCAUCAAUUGCAACAACAUGUCUUAUCGGCAAAUGCAACGCUGACUGUUAUAAGUCAGCCCCAAUUUGGUGCGAUGCCACAGCAACAGCAACAACCACAGUUGUCAAAUCAGCACUUUUUGAAAUCUACAGCUCAUAUAAUGCCUGAUUGCAACGACACAAUUGGGACAUCAACACCACAACAGCAAAUUGUUUUAUUGCAGUGUUAA
Messenger RNA from Musca vetustissima, 2598 nucleotides. Its product is annotated as protein split ends-like. The record is from RefSeq and is a predicted model, not a curated record. The annotation marks the transcript as partial. Gene Ontology annotation, biological process: regulation of transcription by RNA polymerase II. NCBI's taxonomy places the organism in Eukaryota, Metazoa, Arthropoda, Insecta, Diptera, Muscidae. Gene Ontology annotation, molecular function: DNA-binding transcription factor activity; RNA polymerase II cis-regulatory region sequence-specific DNA binding. The transcript is spliced from 8 exons. Gene Ontology annotation, cellular component: nucleus.